UAUGGGAAAUAAUUAACCUAAAGAAUAAGCACCUAAACCUACUAUUGAUGAUGCAAUUUUGGAUAUGAAAUUGGCAUCUAAACGAUUUACAAAUGAAUCUAAGAAAUGUGAAAAAGAGAAAGAAAAAUUAAUGAAUCAAGCAAAAGCGACUUUAAAGAAAAACAAUGAGGAAGGUAUUUUUUAAUUAAAUUACUUCUAGGUGCGAAACUGUUUUUAACUUCAGCUAUGAAUAAACAAAGGGAAGCUGAAAAUCUGUAAAAAAUGGCACACAAAAUGGAUUAUCUAUAAGGUGUCAUUAAAUCAAAUACAAAUAGUACAAAAUUAGUUGAUGCUCUUGCAAAAAUUAGUCCAAUUAUGAAUGAAUAAGUAUUAAAAAUAUUUACAGUAGAUCUAAAAUAUGCCAUUAGAGAAGGUUUAUCAGAAUAUGAAUUAAUUUGAAAAGGCUAUGGACGAAAUGUAAGUGCAAGGAAAUAUUAUGACAGGAAUGAUGAAUUAAAAUAACGAUAUUGGAUAAAAUUUAGCUAUAGAAUAAAUGAUGGGAUAAUUAAAAUAAGAAAUACACAGUGAAGUAUGUCAAAAUAUUAACUUUAGGUGUCUAAUGAUUUAAAUGCAAACCCAAAUGUUCUAUUUAAGGAAUUAAAUUAAUAGAAUCCAUAAUAAAAUGUACAGGCAAUUAGUAAUAACUAAAUUAAAUGAU
Molecule: messenger RNA, 697 nt
Organism: Paramecium pentaurelia
Lineage: Eukaryota; Ciliophora; Oligohymenophorea; Peniculida; Parameciidae
Source: the annotation of a GenBank genome assembly